Molecule: messenger RNA, 904 nt
Organism: Photinus pyralis (common eastern firefly)
Lineage: Eukaryota; Metazoa; Arthropoda; Insecta; Coleoptera; Lampyridae
Product: ankyrin repeat and protein kinase domain-containing protein 1-like
Exons: 1
Molecular function (GO): protein binding
Source: RefSeq, a predicted model, not a curated record
UGUAGCUGUAAAAAUUCGCUGCGUAGACGUUAUAAAUAUUUUGCUAGAACAUGAAGCUAUACUCAGUAUAGGUGAUGAAAACAUAAACACGCCGUUGCACUUGGCAGUAAUUGACAAUAACGAACACAUAGUCAAGAUGUUAGUAGCAAAGAAAUCGGGCAUAGAUCUCAAAAACAAAAUGGGGAAUGCUCCAAUACAUACAGUCGUUCUUCAUGGUUUCCUGAACAUAGCUGUGAUUCUCAGUAAAAAUAACGCAAAUCUCAAUUUACAGGACAAAAAUCUUAAUACACCACUGCAUUUGGGGGUGAUGAAGAAUGACAGCGAUAUAGUUCAGUUUCUUCUAGAAAAGAAAGUAGAUACUGAGAUUUCCAAUAGCAACAAAGAUGUUCCACUUAUUGUUGCAACCUGGCAUGGCUACACAGAUAUUGUUUCCAUUUUGAUAGACGCUGGCGCUAACAGGAAUGUGAGGAACCGGGAUGGAAACACACCGCUUCAUUUGGCUGUCAACAAAAAUAAUUCAGAAAUGGUCCAACUGCUUAUAGCGAAACAAGUGGAUUUGGAAAUUCGAAAUAACAUCCAAGAUACUCCAAUAAUUUGGGCAGUCUGGCUCGGUUUCCAAGAAGUUGCUCGCUUACUUAUCGAUGGUGGAGCAAAUAAGAACGUGGGAAACAGAGGGAAUAAUACCCCUCUGCAUUUGGCGGUUGAUAAAAAUGACAUCGAAAUGGUUAAGCUACUCCUUGAGAAGAAAGUAGACAUUGAGAUCACCAACAACAAUAAAGAUGUUCCGCUUAUUGUUGCAACCUCGCGUGGACACUUGGGCAUGGUUUCUCUUUUAAUAGAAGCUGGUGCUAAUAGAAACGUGAAGAACAAAGAUGGGAACACACCGCUUCAUUUGGCUGUCAAC